GAUACAUGGCACCGUGUCUAUCCAUCAUCAAGCUCGCGAACCGAGAUCAUGAGUCAAUUGGCCUUCGGGCGACAUCUCGCGGCGCGCGUCGUCUUCUCUGGUAUCCAACCUACUGGUGUUCCACACAUUGGCAAUUAUAUCGGGGCCUUGAAACAAUGGGUUGACCUUCAACGGGACGAAGCAAGCAGCACGAAGCUUAUGUACUGUGUGGUUGAUCUCCACGCGAUCACUACAAAACAAGAUCCUGUUCAGUUGCGUCUUCGGAAACGUGAGGUUCUAGCCUCAUUGCUUGCAGUUGGCAUUGACCCAGAUAGGUCAACUGUGUUCUACCAGUCCUCUGUGAGUCUUGGCUCACCCAUUUUAUGAUUACUUCUCCAUCUAACAAGUGCCAAGGUUCCUGCUCAUUCAGAGCUCAUGUGGAUUCUUGCGUGCACCGCGUCGGUUGGAUAUCUUUCUAGAAUGACACAAUGGAAGACGAAACUCAAUAUAUCAGGGGUCUCUGGUCUUUCAGAUAAGAGCGUUGGAACUAAUCUGAAGCUGGGACUGUUUUCCUAUCCUGUCUUACAGGCAGCUGAUAUCCUCGUUCACAGGGCUACACAUGUUCCUGUAGGGGACGACCAAAAGCAGCAUCUGGAAUUUGCCAGAGAAUGUGUAACGAAUUUCAACAGUGCAUAUGGGGAUCAUCUCGUACAUCCCGAAACCAUCACCCCGCCGGCAAAGCGAGUGAUGUCACUGGCCCAACCUACGACAAAGAUGUCCAAAUCUCACAAGAGUGAUCGCUCUCGUAUACUGCUGAGUGAUUCACCACAGGAAAUUCGUACCAAGAUCUCUUAUGCUUUAACGGACUCUUUGCCCGGGAUAUCAUACGAUCCCAAAGAACGCCCUGGUAUCUCUAAUCUCUUGGAAAUAUGCUCCAUUUUUGACGCAGCUGGACGGGACGUCAACAACUUAGCAAACGAGUGUGCUGAUAUGCAACCUCGGGUAUUUAAAGAGUUUGUUUCUGACACCAUUAUAUCUGGUCUGGAUGGGGUACGGGAUCGGUACUUGGAUCUGAUGAAGCGCUCAGAUAACUACUUGGCGAAAGUAGAGGAGCACGGCGCUGAGAGAGCCCGUCAAAGUGCACAAGAAACUAUGGACAUUGUAAAGUCAGCCAUCGGGUUUUAAGAUGAGUGUAUUAGUGGUAUCAGCCAUUGUAUUAUUAUUGUAUAACUAGAUAGAAUCCAGUAGAGACAUUAUGAUCUCAUGAAGCAUAUG
Messenger RNA from [Torrubiella] hemipterigena, 1254 nucleotides. Lineage: Eukaryota; Fungi; Ascomycota; Sordariomycetes; Hypocreales; Clavicipitaceae. The record is from the annotation of a GenBank genome assembly.